This is a messenger RNA of Solanum tuberosum (potato), 3311 nucleotides long. Its product is annotated as phospholipase D alpha 1-like. The coding region runs from base 952 to 3123 and encodes 723 amino acids. The record is from RefSeq and is a predicted model, not a curated record. Lineage: Eukaryota; Viridiplantae; Streptophyta; Magnoliopsida; Solanales; Solanaceae. Gene Ontology annotation, cellular component: plasma membrane. The transcript has 3 exons. Gene Ontology annotation, molecular function: D-type glycerophospholipase activity; calcium ion binding. Gene Ontology annotation, biological process: phosphatidylcholine metabolic process; phospholipid catabolic process.
CUUUCCACUAUUCAUAUUCAGUUCCAUAUAUAUAUAUGAUUUUAUCCACAAUGGAUCUACGAAAAAUUGGAAAAAUUCCAGUAAAUGACAAAUCGAAUGGAAGUAUGUGUAGAACUGAUCAAAAUAGGAAUGCCCGUUUGGUUUGAUUUACUGUUGCAGAUGAAUUAUGCAACUGACUUCUUAGAAUUUAGGUAUUUGGGAAAUGGAAACAUUAGUUAAGAGAAAGAAAAAAAAAAAGGAACUGUGUUUUUUUGUUUUUUAUUUUCCACCUGAUGUUUGGUACCUGUAUUGGAGGUGAUUAAAUCCGAUUUCAUGUUGAAUGCCCUCAUUGUUUACUGGAAAAAUCAUCAUUUUGGUUAACAGUACAAUUUAUUGCUUUCGGCCAAAUCUCCAAGGGAGUAAACGAAUACAAGUGUUAACAUUGCUCAAAAGAAUAGAAAAAUACAAGCAGAGCCUUCUCCUAUUGAAAUUCUAAGAAAAGAAGAUAAGAAGGCAUUUGGGGUGACUUCUGGGAUUUACUGUAUGCAUUCUCUUCCUUUGAGAAGACCCUUUUAUAGGACAAAAUAAUUGAAUUGUCGCUUCUGUGUGAAAUGGCUACUCGCUUAGCACUGAAAAGGCUACUUUAGUAGCAUGUGAGUGAGCUCUGACAUUGGGCUCGAGACUGAUUGAGGACAAGUUGGCACUAGAUUCAAGAAUGAUUGUUGAAUUAUCUAAGGAUCAUUAUGACGGUGUUCCAGUUAUAGUGUGGUUCCUCCCCGGGAGGGGGUACGAAGCAGCCUUGGCUGUCCUGAGGUGGUGCAAGGCAUUGAGGGAGCUAUUGGUUUCAACAAGGCAGCGUCAAGAUUGUAUGCAACCAUUGAUCUUGGAAAAGCCAGAGUUGGCAGAACCAGAUUACUGGAUGAUCACAAAAAUCCACGGUGGUACGAAUCAUUCCACAUUUACUGUGCCCAUAUGGCUGCCAAUGUCAUAAUCACCGUCAAAUUUGAUAAUCCAAUUGGAGCAGAAGUCAUUGGAAGAGCUUACUUUCCAGUUCAACAACUUCUAGAUGGAGAAGAAGUCGAUGAAUGGCUUGAAAUCCUCAAUACAGAACAAAAACCCGUGCAUGGACACUCUAAAAUCCAUGUGAAGUUGCAGUAUUUUGAUGUCACAAGGGAAUAUAAUUGGAAUAGAGGUAUAAAAGUCACAAGAUUUCCUGGAGUUCCUUACACAUUCUUUCGUCAAAGACAAGGAUGCAGGGUCACCCUUUACCAAGAUUGUCAUGUUCCUGAUAAUUUCAUCCCCAAAAUUCCACUUUCUGAUGGCAAGUUUUAUAAGCCACAACGAUGUUGGGAAGACAUUUUUGAUGCAAUCACUAAUGCAAAGCAUUUGAUUUAUAUAACUGGAUGGUCUAUUUAUACCGAGAUCACUUUGAUAAGGGACAGGAGGAGGCCUAAGCCUGGUGGAGACAUAUCGCUCGGAGAGUUGCUUAAGAGAAAAGCUAAUGAAGGUGUGAGAGUUCUAAUGUUGGUCUGGGAUGACAGGACAUCGAUUCCUGUGUUACAACAAGAUGGGCUAAUGGCUACUCAUGAUGAAGAAACUGCUAAUUAUUUUCGAGGCACUCAAGUAAAUUGUGUGUUGUGUCCUCGAAAUCCUGAUGAUGGACGGAGCAUUAUUCAAAAUAUAGAGAUUGGGACAAUGUUUACUCAUCAUCAAAAGAUUGUUAUUGUUGAUGGAGAAUUGCCUAAUGGAGACAGGGAGAGGAGGAGAAUUGUGAGUUAUAUUGGUGGGCUUGAUCUUUGUGAUGGUAGAUUUGAUACACAAUUUCACUCCCUUUUCAGGACUUUGAACACAACACAUCAUGAUGAUUUUCACCAACCAAAUUUCACCGGUACCUCAAUUCAAAAAGGCGGACCAAGAGAGCCUUGGCACGAUAUCCAUUGCCGAAUAGAAGGGCCAGCUGCUUGGGAUGUCCUUUACAAUUUUGAACAGAGAUGGAGGAAGCAAGGUGUAAGGGACUUGCCUAUAGACCUAAGGGAUAUCGAUAAUAUAAUCAUACCACCUUCACCUGUUAUGUAUCCUGAUGAUCAUGACACAUGGAAUGUUCAAGUUUUUCGAUCCAUUGAUGGGGGAGCAGCUUUUGGCUUCCCCAGUGCUCCCGAAGAGGCAGCCAAGUCUGGUCUUAUAAGUGGAAAGGAAAACAUCAUUGAUCGAAGCAUACAGGAUGCAUAUAUUAAUGCCAUUCGUCGAGCAAAGCAUUUCAUUUACAUCGAAAAUCAGUACUUUUUAGGCAGCUGCUUUUCAUGGUACUCCAAUGAUAUCAAGGAUGAAGCCAUUAAUUCUCUACAGUUGAUCCCAAAGGAGCUGUCUUUGAAGAUAGUCAGCAAAAUUGAAGCAGGGGAAAGGUUUAUGGUUUAUGUUGUGGUUCCAAUGUGGCCAGAAGGCCUUCCUGAAAGUGCAUCUGUACAAGUAAUACUGGAUUGGCAAAGGAGGACCAUGCAAAUGAUGUAUACCGAUAUAAUUCAAGCUCUUAAAGUAAAGGGAAUUAUGGCAAAUCCUAAGGAAUAUUUGAGUUUCUUUUGCCUUGGCAAUAGGGAAACAAAGAAGAGAGGAGAAUACGAGCCUUCUGAAACACCAGAACCUAAUUCCGGCUAUCAUAAAGCUCAAGAAGCCAGACGUUUCAUGAUUUAUGUACAUUCCAAAAUGAUGAUAGUGGAUGAUGAAUACAUUAUCAUUGGUUCAGCUAACAUCAAUCAAAGGUCAAUGGAUGGUGCAAGAGACUCAGAGAUAGCAAUGGGAGCCUACCAACCAUUUCAUCUAUGUGUGAAGGAGCCAGCUAGGGGUCAGGUUCAUGGGUUUCGUAUGGCAUUGUGGUACGAGCACUUAGGCAUGUUAGACAACAGGUUCCUUCAACCAGAGAGCGUAGAAUGCAUCCGAAAGGUGAACAAAAUUGGUGACAAAUAUUGGGAUAUGUAUUCAAGUGGAAACCUCAUUCAUGAUUUGCCUGGACACCUUCUUACUUACCCUAUUGGUAUUACUGAAAAUGGAGAGAUCACUGAACUACCUGGAGUAGAAUGUUUUCCUGACACCAAGGCACCUGUUCUUGGUACCAAAUCUAAUUAUCUCCCUCCCAUUCUCACAACCUAAAUCUCCAACUUUUAAUUUGUUCCAUUCAUUCUCUAGACCUGUAUUUAUGAUUAAGGUGUACAUGUUAAUAAGGUUUCUUAUUAAGGAAUGAAAGGUUAAUAUCACCCUAGGACAUUCACUACUAAAUGUUCAGCAGCUAUUCUCAAUAUUUCAAUGGAAAUGGAGUGGGAGAAUCAUGUUUCAUGACA